Emiliania huxleyi CCMP1516 is the source of this 1948-nucleotide messenger RNA. RefSeq lists its product as hypothetical. NCBI's taxonomy places the organism in Eukaryota, Haptophyta, Isochrysidales, Noelaerhabdaceae. The annotation marks the transcript as partial. The transcript is spliced from 15 exons. The record is from RefSeq and is a predicted model, not a curated record.
AUGGCACGGCCCGGACCGCUUCCCGUCGGCUGGCGCAUCCUCAAGCGCUCGUGGCGCGGCUGCUAUGAGCGGGCGCUUGUGGUGGUCGACGGCUGGCUGCUCACCCUCGAGCCUGCGUCGGGCCGGACGACAAAUACGUGGCCGCUGGCCGACGUGCUUGGCGUCGAACGGCGCGGCGCCGCGGACGUCGCCCUCCGCCUCGCCGGCCCGUGUGGCGCCGCCGGCUGGGGCGAGAGGCCGGGCGAAGCCUCGCGCCAGCCAGAUGGCGCUUCCGCCUCUGGCGCCUCGGACAGCCACUCGAUCGGCUCCGACAGCGGCUCGCACGCCCCGCCGGCCGACUCGGAUGCCGACGUCGCGAUCCCCCUCGAGCGGCCGGUCUCGUUUGAGACGGCGUCGGGGCAUGGCGAGGCGGCGUCCCCGCGGCUGGGCGUGCUGCCCGACUCCGACUUGGGCGCGUGCGAGGUGCGGCUGAGCGAGGUCGCGUCGGGGCCGAUCAAGUACGACUUGCCCGUCCUCGACGCUGCCGGCGCGCCGCGUGGCCGGCUCGUCUUCACGGUUCGGAUGAUCCAAAAGUGCGUGCUCGCCGUGACGGUGCCGUGGGCGAAAGCGACGAUGCGCUCGCUGCAGCGGCACACCUCGGUCGCGUCUCAGGAGGCCGCGCACCGCGAGCGGGCCUUCUCGCUCUCGGCGGCCCUCGCCAUGGAGAGCGACGCGUGCGAGCCUCAGGGCUCAUCAGCAGUCAGCUCGCUGCGGCUCCUCGACGGCGCCCAGGUCCAGAUCUCGUACGACACGUCGCCGCUGCCGCACCGGCCCGCCAUCGAGGCGGAGGCGUCCGCCGCCGCCUUCGCCCAGGAGUCGCUCCAUCUCGUCGUGCGCGUCGCCGGCCGCCGCCAAGCCGCCAGUGGCGCCGCCGCCGCCGCGCCGCUCUCGCCGAGCCUCGCCCCUCGCGGCGACCCGUCGUCCCACCUCCGCUCUCCGGGCUCGUACGCGGCUUCGGUGGGCGCCUCGUCCUCCUCCGCAUCCUCCGCCCUGAGCGGCGAAGGCGGCGGCGGGGGCGGGGGCGGGGAGAGGGAGGAGAGGCUGCGAGGCGAGGUGUGGCUGCCGAUCACAAAGGUGUACACGCCGGGCGACGAGCGGCGCGCGACCGCCGAGUUUGACGAAGUCCUGUGGAAGAACGGGCAGCGGGUGGGCCGCCUCGCCGGCUGCGUGGUUGUGCUCAACGGGCCGCGAGUCGUGCAGCUGGCGGGUGGCUUCUACACGGAGCAUGGCAUCUUGCCAGUCGGGCCGGUCGCUUUCGACUCGACUGCGGCGAGCGCCGCGCGGGGGAACGGCGCCGCCAAGGUCGAGCGUUCCCUCGAGUUGAACGGCGGCGAGUCCCUCGACGCCGAGGGAGGCGGCGGCGCGGACGGGAGGGACGGCGGCGGGGAUCAGUUCCGGCCGCCGCCGCGCGGGACCGACCUCCCUCGGCAGGUGGAGGCGCUGCUCGCGCUGACGCACGGGCUCAAGCAGGUGAUCCUCGAGCUGCACACUUCCGCCGCCGCCGGCCGCGCGACGGACGCGUACGGGGUCGGCCCCGCCACCGACGCGUACAGCGCGCAGCGGUCGCCCCUCGGCCCGCUCGCUGUGGGGAGGGAGCUCGAGCACGCGGCACCCCUCCUCCCGCCGGCCGCGGCGGUGGCCGCCUCCUCCCUUUGCGCCGUGUCGGCCGGCGACACUUCCGAGACACUACCGAGGCAUUCCCGAGACGUCGCCGAUCCGACCUCCGGCGCGGGCGGCGGCGGCGGCGGCGGCGGCGGCGGCGGCGGCGGCGGCAUCGGCGGCGAGGGAGGCGGGUGGCCGCCGGGCAGCGGCGAGAUGUGCGCCCGUCGGCUGGCGAUCCUCUGCUCUCGGCUGCAGCUGCUGCUCUGCUCCUCGCACAAGGAGUCGGUGCUCUCCUUCUUCUACCCGU